CUUGCUCAUUGUUUUUGUUAAAACCUAUUAUCAUAUGAGAAGCACACACCUGUUGGUUGACGAUGUAUGUUGGGGGACAUCAUGGGUCAUAAUGUGAAAUAUUGACAUAGUCUUUGAACAUUUUGAAUGAACCAUAUACGUUUACCUGUACUAAGAGUUUUUAUUGUUCAUACCGAUAUGCCACUUCUUAUACAUAUCUGAGGUCCUUAACAGUUUAUAUUUCUGACACUAAUUGUUUAACUUGUUCACAUUGCACUUUAUUGAUGCUCUUUAUUUUCUAUAUUUUGUUAUAUUUGCACUCUUUGUUACUGCAACAGCACAACAGUUUCCCAAGGGAUGAAUACAGUUCAAUCUGGAUUUAUCUUUUUUACUUUAAUGUAUCCCCACUUCCUAAUUUAAGUCUUUCUUUCUUUCCUGUCUUCAUAUCACCCCAAUGUCUUUCUUUUUUAAUUUAUCUUUCCUUUGUUUCUUCUGCUUUCAUUCUUUCUUUUGCACAUCAUUCCUUUCUUCCUGUCUUCAUAUUACAUGUGUUACAUUUUUCUUUCUGUUUUUCUUUCUUUCCUUUCUUUCUUUGUCUUCAUGUCAUAUUUCCCUGAUUUAUUUUUCCCCCUUUUUUUUCCCCCGACAGUUUUUGAAGGCAGCAUCUUGAAAUCACAAGUUGUGCUGCCGCUUCAGGCUUUCCAACGCAACACUAUCGCUAUCAUGCAGUUUCACCUUUGAGUUGAACUUUUCCUGCCAAGCCUUGAAUAUGAUUUGUACAGAGAUGGGUGUGGUACUUCAACCUGGUGAUGUGGAGAAAGGAAAACGAAACCCAACGGCGUCGGCUGCUUGUCAACAUUCUUCAACAAGUAGGCUGAAGUUAGAGGUUUUAGCAGAUUCACAACAGCUAACACGCAGAUAGUACGUUGAGGAACUGAAGACACACCGAGAGGAGCAACAUGUCUGCUGCAAGAAAGGAACUCCAGGAGGCCUUGUGCUGCUACACCGCAGAUACCCUCAUCUACAUCGACACCGUGAGAGAAUUUGUCGAGUGGAGCCCUAAGUGGAUGCUGAAGAGGGAGACAGAGUUGAUCAUGAUAAUGGACAUUAAAGACAGGGCUGACAACAUUGACCUAGACAUCAGUCAUGUUACCCAGUCAGACAACAGAGCUACGGCCUUUUGGCAAUAUAUGAGAAGCAAGGUAACCCAGGUGACUGCAGACAGCAGGCGUACAGAGCUGGAGAAGGAGCUGGCUGCUGUGCUGAAGACCACUCUGGAAGGCCUGGAGAAGCUUAACUGCUUCCUGGAUGCAGUGGAGAGUUUGGCGGUCACCUCACUUCAUGUGUUCAUGGAGAAGGACCAGGUGUUACAUCUGCCAGAAGGGAUCAGCCCUGAACAUGUUCAGGUUGUCAUCACUGCUGCACGGAAAAUCUGCCAGCACCUAAUCGAGUUUAAGAGAGAUGUAAACGUCUUCUUCCUCCCCAAACUUCAGAAUGUGGAAGUGCUGGCAUAUCAGCUGGACAAAUACAUAAAGACCACCCAGAAAAUCUGUGAGACGUUAGAGAAAAGCUCCUUCGGCAACUUUUGCGUGAAGAUGAACGACGAAACUCUGGUAAACCUCGAUGUGGAUUUGUCUGAAGAUGAGACACAAAGGAUGCUUCAUCACAUUAACCAGCUUGAUGAACUCAGGAUGAACAAGAACUUCCGGAUGGUGUUCUUGUUUCAGGGCGAACCCUGUUCUGGCUUCAUCGAUGAGUUCAGUAAGCGACAACCCAAGAUGCUGCAGUGUCUUAAAGAGCUGGAGGAGAAUGCUGUUCAGUUAGACAGGAUGCAUAAGGGUUCAAAGAUCUCCAGUGUGGCCGGCAGCUCGGUGGGGGCAGCUGGAGGUGUGCUUUCCAUCAUUGGCUUGGCGUUAAUUCCUGUAACAGCUGGAGCGUCUUUAAUUCUGACAAUGACUGGGGUCGGGCUGGGAAUUACCAGCGGCGUCAACAGUGCUGUCACCACCGCCACAGAGAUUGGAGUAAACCAUAAACAUCAAAAGAAAGCCAGAGAAGUCUUCCAGAGCUUCAUGGAGGAUGUGCAGUUUUUCCAGGAUUGUCUGGAGAAGGUCACCAAAAGCAAGCUAGAUGUUGUUCUGGGAGUUGGCAAGGUGCUCUGUAGAUCUGGUGCUAUUGUAAAGGGUAUUGAUUCACUUGUUGAUGCAUCCUCCGCUAUUAAGAUGUUAAAAAGUGAAGAGCUGGCUGUAAAUGCUGGCAAAGUGGCAGUGCAGGAAGGAAAGGUAUUGCGUAACAUCCCCAAGGUUGCGUCAGAUAUCCCAGAUAUUGGACAGGCAGCAGUCAAAGGGCCUCUUGCCCUCUCCAAGUCAGCCAGGGCCGGUCUCAUCGGGCUCAAUGCUCUCUUCCUUGGCAUGGAUAUCUUCUUCAUCUGUAAAGAUAGCAUCAGUCUGGCUAAAGGCAGCGAGACUGAAGUCUCACAGUUCAUCAGAGCCAGAGCUGCACUCUGGAGCUCAGAGGUGGACUCAUGGCAGAUGGUCCAUGACUUCCUAAGCAAAGGUGUGCAGACAUCAGAGGAAAACAAAGCUGUCCUGGAGAAACCAUUUUAUCCAGAGAGGGAGAUGAAGAAACAAAAACCGGAAGAGAAAGAUGUUUGUGUAAUACAGUAGUGAACACUGAACACAGACAAUUACUGCCUUAGUGGCAACAAUCACAAUGUGCCUUAUUUCCAACUGUUUAACACUGUUGUUCUUUGAGGAAUUCUUAAUUAGCUGAAAUUCUCAUGACAUAGACUGAACCUGUUUCUAAAUGCAUUGGAGGUGUAAUUUAGUAAUACAUUUGAAUGUAAUGUAAUGUAAGAGUUGCAAUUACUGCCAUAUGAAAAUGUUAUGCAAAAUACAUUCUGUACAAUCUGUAGGUAUAAUUCUACCUGCACAUUUUUCUUGCACUGUUUAUAUUUGAUUCUGUUAAUUGCAAUGAUAGAUAUAUAGAUAAGUAUUUGGAUGCUUAUAAUUUGCAGGAUUUACUUUUCAACUCCACCUUUUAUAUUUUAUUUAUGUAAUCUCUUGUAAUGAUAAUACCUGCAGCUCAGCACAGCUGGAUGUCAGUCAAAGUAAGGUGCACUGAGGGAAGUCUUUUGCAUUCAUUUGAUCAUUUAUAUUUCACAGUUAUUAACACCAGUUUAAGAACUUUUUACAUGACAACAGACAGCAAACUUGAACACUAUAGACCAGGGGUGCCAAAACCGGCCCACCUGAGGGUCCAAUCCGGCGCGCGGGAUGACUUUGCAAAGUGUAAAAAUUACAGAGAAGACAUUAACUACAAUUGUUCAAUAAAAGCAACUGCUAUUUCAAA
Messenger RNA from Cottoperca gobio, 3327 nucleotides. RefSeq lists its product as uncharacterized. Gene Ontology annotation, biological process: lipoprotein metabolic process; lipid transport. Bases 939 to 2642 code for a protein of 567 amino acids. Gene Ontology annotation, molecular function: lipid binding. The transcript has 4 exons. Gene Ontology annotation, cellular component: extracellular region; membrane. NCBI's taxonomy places the organism in Eukaryota, Metazoa, Chordata, Actinopteri, Perciformes, Bovichtidae. The record is from RefSeq and is a predicted model, not a curated record.